Vicia faba (fava bean) is the source of this 417-nucleotide messenger RNA. The record is from the annotation of a GenBank genome assembly. NCBI's taxonomy places the organism in Eukaryota, Viridiplantae, Streptophyta, Magnoliopsida, Fabales, Fabaceae.
AUGACGAAGACAAAUCUUCGCCGGAAAAAUCACCAAACAAGAAAACCAACAGUUACCGUUCCACAAACCAAAACUAUCAUUGCCAACAUUCAAAAACCUUACACUAAAAGUCGUACAUCUGAUUCAAGAAGCAAACCUACUUACGCUUCCAAACCUAAAGCCACAAAGAUUUGCACCUACUGCAACAAACCAGGUCAUACCAUUGAGAUAUGCUUCAAAAAACACGGGCUUCCACCUUACCUCAAAAGAGCUAACAUGGCGCAGACAGCUACUGAAGAACCAGACCAUGACGAUUCUCCCACAAGCCAAAUCGAAGAAUCCCAAGACGUUGGUUUCAUAAGUGAGCAACAUCAUGCCUUACUUGCGCUUCUUCAACAAGCCACUACCACGACUGAAGCCAGCAUUCAGCACCUUUAG